AUGAAGAGAUCAACAAUUCUCUCCGCGCUCAUCAUGAUGCUGCUGAGUUUUGCAGUCGUGAUGGUUUGUGCCGGAACAUUAAAUAAUUUGGCUGAUGAAUUAUUAAAGAAUGGAAAUUAUGUUAGAAUGGAAAGCGAGAGAGUCAAUAGUAGAGCAUCUAAAAGUAUUGUACCAAAGGGAUGGAGAGUAGUUGAAGGAAAAUUUGAAGAUCAACAUGUUCAUCUUACAUUUGCAUUGAAGAAUCAAAAUAUUGAAAAGUUGAAAGAUUUAUUGUUGAAGAUUUCUGAUCCAAAGCAUCCACAACAUGAAAAUUAUCUUACCACUGAACAAGUUGCUAGAAUGACUACUCCUACUGAUGAACACAAGAGUAUUGUUUUGAAUUAUAUCAAGUCUAUUCCAGGAGCUCUCCUUGUCAAGGUUUCCAAGCAUGAAAACUUUGUUUCUGCAUUGAUGCCACUCUCUUCUGUCAACAAGUACUUUAAAGCUGACAUGAAAAAGUUCACUCAUGAAAUUACUGGAGCUGUUGCUUUUAGAUCCGAACAAGGAUAUGCAUUGCCACAAAAGUUGGCUGAAGCUGUUAAUUUGGUUUCUGGUGUUUAUGGUUUCCCAACUAUGAAUGCCAAGUUUGAUAAAAAGCUUGAAUCUAAGAGUAGUCAAAGAGUCACUCCACAAUUCAUUUGGGCUAGAUACAAUGUCACCUUCCCAAGCACUGUUAGUCCAAAGUCAACUCAAGCUGUUGCUUCAUUCCUCCAACAAUACUAUUCCAAUGCUGAUUUGCAACUCUUCCAAAAUACUUUCAAGCUUGAAAGACAAACUCCAAAGGUUAUUGGACCAAAUGAUGAAUCCAAUCCUGGUGUUGAAGCUUCUUUGGAUAUUCAAUAUUUGAUGGGUGUUGGUCAAAAGAUUAAUACUACCUUUGUUUCCACUGAAGGUGUCAAUCCAAUUACUCACCAAGAAAGAUUUGUUCAUUGGGUUAUUGGUCAACAAGAAUUAGGAGAUUCUUCUGCUUGGGUUCACUCUGUUUCAUAUGGUGAUAUCGAAUAUCAAGCUACCGUUGCUUUGGCUGAUCAAUUAGAUGCUGAAUUCAUCAAAUUUGGUGCUACUGGUAGAACUGUUUUAAUUGCUUCUGGUGAUGAUGGUGCUAGAUGUAAUGAUAAUGGAAAUGCCUUUGAACCUGAAUGGCCAACCUCUUCCCCAUGGAUUACCUCAGUUGGUGCCACUGAACCAUCUGAUUCUGAUUAUGAAACCACAACUAGCUGGUCUGGAGGUGGCUACAGUAAUUAUUAUGAUCGUCCAAAGUAUCAAGAUGAAGCUGUCAAGGCCUACCUUGCCUCAAAUGCUGCUCCUCCAACUUCAUACUUUAAUGUUUCUGGUAGAGCUUAUCCUGAUGUUGCUGCAUUUGGUGUUAACUAUCAAGUUUAUGUUAAUGGAAUGAUUCAAAAUGUUGCUGGUACCUCUGCCUCAACACCUUGUUUCGCUGGUAUUGUUUCCUUGAUGAAUGAUGCUCGUUUCAGAGCUAACAAGAAACCACUCGGUUUCCUCAAUAUUUGGCUCUAUCAACAUGCUGGCAAGACUUCUGGUGCUUUCUAUGAUAUUGUUAAGGGUAACAAUGCUCACGGUGCUUGUCAAUAUGGUUUCUCUGCUACUAAUGGAUGGGAUCCAAUCUCAGGUUGGGGUGUUCCAAAUUAUAAGAUUUUGCAACACUUGGCUCUCCUUAAAUAAAUUGGAAACUUGUCGAGUGUU
Naegleria gruberi is the source of this 1743-nucleotide messenger RNA. RefSeq lists its product as uncharacterized. NCBI's taxonomy places the organism in Eukaryota, Heterolobosea, Eutetramitea, Acrasida, Naegleriidae. Gene Ontology annotation, molecular function: serine-type endopeptidase activity; tripeptidyl-peptidase activity. The record is from RefSeq and is a predicted model, not a curated record. The transcript has 5 exons. The coding region runs from base 1 to 1722 and encodes 573 amino acids. Gene Ontology annotation, biological process: proteolysis; central nervous system development.